Colletotrichum karsti is the source of this 900-nucleotide messenger RNA. RefSeq lists its product as uncharacterized. The transcript has 3 exons. Gene Ontology annotation, cellular component: mitochondrion. The record is from RefSeq and is a predicted model, not a curated record. The coding region runs from base 1 to 900 and encodes 299 amino acids. Lineage: Eukaryota; Fungi; Ascomycota; Sordariomycetes; Glomerellales; Glomerellaceae.
AUGCGCCCAUUCGCCGCCAGCUCCCUCCGGAGCAUCGCAUCCCGCGUCGUCGCCCCCGUGCCGAGGACUCAGCCCACUUUCUGCCGCCAAUGCCUCCGUCCGAUGUCGACAACGCCGGCCGCCCAGAGCGGACACAACAAAUGGUCCAAGAUCCGGCACAAGAAGGGCGCCGCCGAUGCGCAGAAGAACAGCAUGCGCAGCCAGCACUCCAAGACGAUUGCGCUCUACUCGAGACUAUACGGAGCCACAGAUAACCCCCAGCUAGCUGCUGCCAUCGUUGCCGCGAAGAAAGACGCCGUGCCAAAGAACGUAAUCGACUCAGCCAUCGCCCGCGGCCAGGGCCGCUCCGCGUCAGGCGCAAGCCUCGACACGCUGACCCUCGAAGCCAUCUUCCCGCCGGGCGUCGCCGUCAUCAUCGAAGCCGAGACUGAGAGCAAGGGGCGCAGCCUGCAGGACCUGAAGUCGCUCAUCAAGAAGCACAAGGGCACGACCAACGCGGCGACCUUCUUCUUCACCCGCCUCGGGCGCGUCGUCUUCGAGGCCAAGGAGGGCGCCACGGUGGAUGACAUCAUGGACGACGCCAUCGAGGCGGGCGCGGAGGACAUCGAGGCCGAUGAGGAGGGCAACCUCGUCAUUUGGACGCAGCCCAACAUGACCACCUCCGUUGCCAAUGGCGUGGGACCCAGGUUCGAGCUGAAGCUGCUGUCGUCGGAGAUUAUCUGGUCGGCGAACGAAGAUACCCAGGUCAAGCUCGACGGUGCGGAGCAAGCGGAUAACCUGGCCGAGCUGUUGAGCGCGCUACAAGAGAUCCCCGAGGUGCAGGCCGUGUACGGAAACCCCGCCAAGGGAGAGAUUACAGAGGAGGCGUGGUCCAAGAUCGAGGACAACCUGGACUCAUAG